GUGGUGUUCGGUAAGCGGUCCAACAUGGGAGCACGGGUUGGUCGUAUGUUCCGAAAUUUCAACAUAGAGAACCGGGCGUACCGAGAACUCGCCAAGGAGAAGCCGAGAGUGGCGCCCCGGCACCCGGUCAACCUGCCGACGGAGGUAGAGGACGUCGUGAACCAGAAGAGCGACCCGCUGCUGGAACGGCUCCAGUCCGUGUACGUGGAGUCCAAAGACCCGGCAGUCGCUGCAGUAGAGGAUACGAAGGCUGUGACAACAGCUGUAAAAGCGUACCGGCGCCCCGUCAAGAUCGAUUAUCCAGGAAAGGUGUUCGGCCUGGUGAAGGUCACAGACGUUCCUAAAGGCAAACUGACCAUCGCUGAGGCCGUGAAUGCCCUGGGCAACCACAAGUACGAUCCUCAGACGUGGACGCCUGAAAAUGUCGCACAGGAGUAUUCUCUAGACCUUAAAGAAACAAAAGCUCUUCUGGAGUUCUUCAUCCCUUUCAAGUUUAAGGUCAUUACUCCCAAGUCUAGAACUGACAAGCAGAUAGAGGCUUCUUAGGACUUGAGUCUUUGAUGAAUAGCUGUUAAAUGAGCAAAUAUUUAUUUAUGUGCUUCAGUGUAUUACAUUGGGGUAGUGACCGGAUUGAAACUGAAAAGCUUGGACACAAUAUGAGGUUUAUCGGUGGCUGAAGGUUGAUCUAUGGACACAAACUAAGAAAACUGAGAAGAACAGCGGCAGAAAUGUAAUCUUGAAAAUACAGCAUUGUUUCUUUUGGUGACUCCUCAGAUGAAACUAGAAUGCAAAAGUAUUCAUACUCAGAUUUUCACAAGAUUAUUGUGAUCUUAAAAUGAGAUCAGAUGUCCAAAGAUAUGAUGAGAAACUUCAACACAUUUAGAAAAAAUGUACUCAUUAGAUUUCCUAAGAGAGUGAAAUGUUCAGAUCGUUAUCAGCCUCAUGUCUGCGCGUUUAUUCCACAAUUUGGAGUCAGGAUGUAGUUAGCCUAGCUUAGCAUAAAGACCAGAAGCAGAUUUGGGAUUGGUUCCAUAGGUGCAGAAGAACCACAAGUUUAAUGAUCAUCUAACUUUCUAAACCGCCUUCACACAAACAAGAGAUUCAUAUUGACGUCUUCAUUUCACUCUGGGAAAGAAAGCAAACAGUUAAUUUCCAACACACUGAAGUGUUCCUUCAUGGUGUCAAGACUCUUCUUGUGAGUGUGUCAGUCCAGUGAAAACAGUGUUUUGUAUAAUACACAUCCAUUCAUUUCUGCAUGUGUUACUCAUGAGGUUGAAUAACAUUUAUCAGAUGGGAGAAAUAUUCCAGGAAGGUGUUUCCAUCCAUGUGGUCCAGCAGCGAUGUCCUGCUUGUAGAAAUUACUGUAGCUCCACUCAGGGUUAUUUAAACAGAGUUCUAAUAUGUUUUUUGUGUGUUUUAGUAAAUAAGUUCUGCAGAAAACGAAGGCUUGACUACAUCCCUCUUGUGGGUUCCAGUAAUCUACAGGUGUUUAGCUGUUGCCAAAGCUGGCAAAUAGUGUGCCAAACCUGCUCCCCCUCUAAGAAAAGCUGCAGUUUUCCCUAUUUACAGUUUACAACAGAAAUUGUUGUAAAAAAAAUAAAUAAAUACGGGACUGAUGUAAAUCUGAGCAGGAAUGUCUGAUACUACUCACGUGACAUCAAAAUAUCUCCUGGGAAAGAUUUCACAUUAAAAUUAUGUCUAAAUAAAACAGAUGAGACAUUAAUUAUGAAUGGGAAACACAAACCUUAUUAUCGGCAUAAAUUUUAAAACCUGGCAAAGCUACAAAUAUCUCACACCGAGCCUUCAGUCUGCAAAUUAAUCACACGAGGACGUCAACAAAGCAGAAAUACAGAAACCUCAGCUCAUUGCUUUGAAUUUACAUAUUGGUGGCAGCAUUAUGGAGAUGUGCUGUUUUAAUGCUGUUAUUGUGGAAGUUAAGUGAACCUUAUGAGGAAAAAGCAUGACAUGUAUUUAUAAAUGAUCCUGUGAUACCAGUUCGCUGCAUAUACGCACACUUUUUAAAAAUACAGUUAUUUUGUCUUCAGUCUUGUGUUCCAUUUGUGUCAUUCAGAUGUCCAUGCUUUGUCAAAUAUAAAAAUCAUAAAAUGUUAUCAGUGUUUUCAAACAGCUGUUCAAACCUUUACAGACACACAGUAAACAAUCUUGUGAAAACACUGCUCACUUUUGCACUAACAGCCUCCAUUUGUCAUCUUUACCACCCACAGCACGCAGAAACACGUGCCCAAAAAAAGCACUUCCUCCAAACCAAGUCACGCCCCUUUUCUCAGAUUUUGUCGUUUCUAUUGGACGACGCUGGGAGAAGGGGCGAGGCCUCUUGAAAGUGCACUUUCGCCCCUCCACUGGCUUUUGAUGGUGUCAGUUAUCACUGAACACAAAACUGCGUCAAGUUACACACAGACACGGAGAGGAAGCUGCUGCAAAUUGAGUUGUUGUGCCUUCAGAAUAAUGUAGAUGGGUCCGAUAAGUAAGAAAACCGCACACACUCCAUUUAGCCAGGGCAUAGAAAAGUAUUUUAAAAAUCUUUAAUUUCCCUGAAAGUGUGCUUAAUUUUAAGUUUUAUAUAAACAUCUACUUGCUUCUGCAGAACAAUGUCUUGUGAACCAGGUUGUGUAUAUGAUACAGAAUCAUCUGCACCUCCCUGAGCACAGGUUUUUAUAUAAAGCCUGAAGGUGGUGAUGUUCUCUUUUGUUCAUGUUUAAUAAAUAUACAUAUAUAGAAUCCUUUGUUGAAACAA
Stegastes partitus (bicolor damselfish) is the source of this 2755-nucleotide messenger RNA. It is a transcript of the gene ndufaf4, whose product is annotated as NADH:ubiquinone oxidoreductase complex assembly factor 4. The record is from RefSeq and is a predicted model, not a curated record. Gene Ontology annotation, cellular component: mitochondrion. Lineage: Eukaryota; Metazoa; Chordata; Actinopteri; Pomacentridae. The transcript is spliced from 3 exons. The coding region runs from base 25 to 546 and encodes 173 amino acids. Gene Ontology annotation, biological process: mitochondrial respiratory chain complex I assembly.